This is a messenger RNA of Mytilus trossulus (common blue mussel), 1330 nucleotides long. RefSeq lists its product as uncharacterized. The record is from RefSeq and is a predicted model, not a curated record. Lineage: Eukaryota; Metazoa; Mollusca; Bivalvia; Mytilida; Mytilidae. The coding region runs from base 1 to 519 and encodes 172 amino acids. The transcript is spliced from 3 exons.
AUGACAUACAGCUGGAAGGUUCCGAUACAAAAUAAACUGUAUCAGGCUUUAGGACUCGUGUCUGGAACAUUGUUUAUGUUAAUGAUAUCUCUGACAAUUCAUUCCGUUAGUAAGCAAAAGUUGUUCACAGUUAUAACAAAGAUGAUUGCUUUAGGAACAGGUAUUGCAGGAGGUUAUUUCAUUUUGAAUGCAACUGCAGAAUAUGUAAAAGGGCUACCCGGAGCUAUAUCUUUAGCAGCAUCUCCAGAUUACUUUGUUGAAAAAGAGGAUAUGCAAAUUGGACAUAGUUUGGCAAAGUAUAGUGCUGUCAUAACGAUUAUAGGUUGUGUCCUAAUUUUCGCUAAUAUUGCUCUCUUUAUCCCGCUUGGUGAAGGAAAAUGGAUUUGGCAGAAAAAGACAGAUGUCAUGUCAGAAACUAUACCUGAAAAAAUCAAAAACCCUGCAGAGACAAACAAGACUGUACAACAAGUUAAAAAUAAAAAGGAUAUUGUCACCGUGAAAGAAUUUCUUCCAGAGUAAUAUUCCAGUCGCUUGAAAUAGGCAAAAUGUAUUUAAAACUUAUGUACUUUUUUGCACUAGGCUCAUACAUUGCAUUUUAACAGUAUUUAUAGAAAAUGUGUUUUUAUCUUGGUAGUUGAUUAGUUUUAAUUUCAUCGCAAAUUCUUGUUACUUACAAGAAAAAAGAAACAUAUGUUCCUCGAACAAAUCCAAAAAUAGGGUAUCAACGUAAAGACAAUUAAUAAAUCCACAGUAUUUAGCAGUUUUAAAUAUUGCAUUUCGACAGCUUAUUCACAAAUUGUAUGUAAAGGAACUUUACAAGUGUUUUUAUAACGAGUGCAACAAGUAUGACUAAAUAAUCUAGAAUACUAAUUCGUUUAUAUAUUUCCUACAGCAGACAAAGAUUAAUUUGUUAUUUUAAAAAAAUAUUAUGUUGUGUUAGAUUAAACAUGUGUAUUUAUAGAGGAUUGGGAAAGCAGUUUUGCAACUUAUAUAAAUCCCUUUCCACUUUGCGGGUGCGAAUGCUGCCUUGUAGCGUCAUUGUCCUACUCUCUUUCGAAAUCUACAAGGGUGUCUUUUACGUUCAAGAGAUAUGGCUCUCUAUUAACACGGGCCAGCCAUUUAUCGUCCCCUUCCGACGGAUUAUUAUCGUUUCCUUAAGACCAUACUCGCAAAUGGUGUGUAGGGAGAGCCGAAAAAUUCAGUCCUUGAAAUUUUCCUCCCGGAAUGGGAAUUGAACCAGGAACUUUUGUGUUAGAAGUCCGUUGCACUAACCACUAUACCACGGCUCUCUAUCUAGAGAUAAUGCAAGAAGAUAGUUGUAACAUAUGUA